AUGUCUAAGUUGAUCACUAUUUUUGGCGCCACCGGAAACCAGGGUGGUUCCGUCAUCGACGCCAUUCUCGCCGAUACCCAGCUCUCGAAGGAAUUCAAGAUCCGGGGUAUCACCCGCGACACCACCAAGAAAUCGGCACAGGACCUGGCCAAGCGCGGUGUCGAUGUUGUCUCGGCCGAUCUGGGCUCAGUCGACACUCUCACUGCGGCGUUGAAGGGAUCCCACACUGUGUUCCUCGUCACCAACUACUGGGAGACUAUGAACCCCGACAUUGAGUUCUCCCAGGGCAAGAAUGUGACCGAUGUCUCCAAGGCUAUUGGUGUUUCUCACCUGAUCUUCUCAUCUCUCCACCAUGUUACGGAGGAGACCAAGGGUCGCCUGAGCCAUGUGCCUCAUUUCGAUAGCAAAGCCAAUAUCGAGAAGUAUAUUCGUGCUUCGGGCGUUGGAUGCAGCUUUGUCCUUCCCGGUUACUACAUGAGCAACUUCACCCAGAUGCUCAGUCGUGCUGAGGAUGGGUCAUACCAGCUUUUCUACCCGGUGGGAAAGCAGGCUCAAUUCCCUCUCUUCGAUGCGGCCCAGGAUACAGGUCUCUUCGUGAGAGCUGCCAUAAAGCACGCUGGCCAGCUGAAGGACAAGCAGAUAUUGGCCGCUGCGAAGUACUACACCCCCGAGCAGAUCGUGGACACCUUCUCCAAGGUGACUGGCAAGAAGGCUGUCUUCGUCCAAGUCUCUUCCGAUCAAUACAAGGCCUCCCUUCCUGCUGCUAUCGCUGAUGAGUACCUUGAGAACCAGCUAUUUGUGGAGGAGCCUGGCUACUACCUCGGAGAACCCCUCGAGCCCAGCCUGAGCCUUCUCGAUAGUAAGCCUACUACGUGGGAGGAGUUUGUGAAGAAGAACGUUUCUGCUUGGAAAUAG
Penicillium psychrosexuale is the source of this 915-nucleotide messenger RNA. RefSeq names its product NmrA/HSCARG family protein. The transcript has 3 exons. The record is from RefSeq and is a predicted model, not a curated record. Bases 1 to 915 code for a protein of 304 amino acids. Lineage: Eukaryota; Fungi; Ascomycota; Eurotiomycetes; Eurotiales; Aspergillaceae.